CAGUUCCACGUGCUCGAAUCAGAGAAGGGACGUGACAGCUGCAAUUGGCUGGAGAAGAAGAGAGAAAUAGAGAGACAGGAAAGAGGGAGGAUGGGAGGAACACAACAGAAGAACUGAGUUGAAGGGGUCUGGUUUUCGGAGAGGGAACAGGAGUCAGAGAAGGAAAACUUUGGGGAUUAUUGGGUUCGUUUAGGGUUUAAACGGAAAAGGGGAUAAGAAGGGUUCGGGAGUUGGCAGAAAAAGGGAACGAAAUCGAGAAGAAAGAUCUCUGAAAGGAGGAGGUGUAGGCUUGUGAGAUCGAACAAGACAAAGAACAGAAAGAAAUUUUUGGGUGAAUUAUCAGAAUCCAAAAAUGGCUGGAAGAGCACAAAUUCCUACGAAGAGUUCAGCACUCAUUGCUAUGAUUGCUGAUGAGGAUACUGUAACCGGAUUUUUGCUGGCUGGAGUUGGUAAUGUUGACUUGCGGAGAAAGACAAACUACCUUAUAGUUGAUUCAAAGACAACUGUGAAAGCAAUUGAAGAUGCAUUUAAAGAAUUCACAUCAAAGGAGGAUAUUGCCAUCGUCUUAAUCAGUCAGUAUGUUGCAAACAUGAUAAGAUUCCUAGUUGAUACCUAUAACAAGCCAGUCCCAGCUAUUCUAGAGAUUCCUUCCAAGGACCAUCCUUACAACCCUGCUCAGGACUCGAUUCUUUCGCGGGUGAAGUAUCUCUUCUCUGCUGAAUCCGUAGCAUCCGGAAGGCGUUAGAUCAUCGGUGUAUGUUUUUAUCAAGUUUGCAAACUUGAUAACCUCUACAUUUAGUAGAGAGCUUUCUGUACUGCACCAUACUUUGCCAUUAAUUUCCCAUUCACUGAUCUGAUAUUUCAACCGCAGAUUUCAUGUUGGGUUGGCUUCUGAUCUGUGUUUCCAAAUAAAAUGAGAUUUUGACUGGAUAA
Messenger RNA from Carica papaya (papaya), 933 nucleotides. RefSeq names its product vacuolar ATPase subunit F family protein. Gene Ontology annotation, biological process: proton transmembrane transport. Gene Ontology annotation, cellular component: proton-transporting V-type ATPase, V1 domain; membrane. Gene Ontology annotation, molecular function: proton-transporting ATPase activity, rotational mechanism. NCBI's taxonomy places the organism in Eukaryota, Viridiplantae, Streptophyta, Magnoliopsida, Brassicales, Caricaceae. The record is from RefSeq and is a predicted model, not a curated record.